Messenger RNA from Solanum pennellii, 1306 nucleotides. Its product is annotated as protein ORANGE-LIKE, chloroplastic. The record is from RefSeq and is a predicted model, not a curated record. Bases 160 to 1098 code for a protein of 312 amino acids. Lineage: Eukaryota; Viridiplantae; Streptophyta; Magnoliopsida; Solanales; Solanaceae. The transcript has 8 exons. Gene Ontology annotation, cellular component: chloroplast membrane.
AAUGAGUUUAUGUGCCCAAUCUUUACAUAAAGCAAGUUUAUCAUCAUCCUCUUAUAAAGAACUUUGAUUCUCAAUACAAUCCUCCAAAAAAAAACCCCAUCUUCUAAUCUUUUCUUUUUUGCUGUUAUUCUUUAAUUUUUGUUUCUCAAAAGGGUGAAGAUGGGUUCUAUCUUUUUUUGUUUUCAUCCAUUAAUACAUACUUCUAAGCUUGAUUCCUCAAAGACCCAUGUUUUGUUUAGCUCUUCUUUGAGUUCAACUCUAAAAAACCAAUCUUUAUUGAAAUACACAGCAAGAACUCAGUUUGUUUGUUCUUCUUCAUCUAAGGAUGGGUUUGAGUCUUCUGGUGAUAGUAAUACAAGUAAUUUCUGCAUCAUUGAAGGACCCGAGACCGUUCAAGAUUUUGGUCAGAUGCAGUUUCAAGAAAUCCAGGAUAACAUUAGGAGCAGGCGCAACAAAAUCUUCCUCCUUAUGGAAGAGGUACGUCGGCUAAGAAUACAACAAAGGUUAAAGAACUCUAACACUAGAGGUGAGACCGGUGAAGAUGAAAAUGAGAUGCCAGAUAUCCCAUCAACAAUACCGUUUCUUCCUAACAUGACUCCAAAGACACUGAAGCAGCUUUAUCUUACGAGCUUUUCAUUUAUAGCUGGGAUUAUGGUCUUCGGUGGAUUACUUGCCCCAGUACUUGAGCUGAAAUUAGGUCUAGGAGGCACCUCAUACGAAGAUUUCAUACGUAACAUGCAUUUGCCUAUGCAAUUGAGCCAGGUCGACCCCAUAGUGGCGUCCUUUUCAGGCGGGGCAGUGGGAGUCAUCUCAGCCCUCAUGCUAAUAGAAGCUAACAAUGUAGUCCAACAGGAGAAGAAAAAGUGCAAAUAUUGUUAUGGAAGUGGGUACUUGGCAUGUGCACGCUGUUCAGCAAGCGGUAAAUGCCUUUAUACUGAACCAAUUUCAGUGAAUGGUUCUUAUCAAUCGUUGCGUGCACCAACUCUUAAAAGAUGUGCAAAUUGCUCCGGGACUGGAAAGGUAAUGUGCCCUACAUGUCUGUGUACUGGGAUGGUGAUGGCAAGUGAACAUGACCUUCGUAUAGAUCCAUUUGAUUAAGAACAAAUUCUCAUUUUGUAACUUAUAUUCAUACAAAAAAUAAUUGGUCAUUUUGGUUUUGUUAUAAGCAUAGUUAUUAUAUAUAGAAUAUCCUUUGGUUAUGAAGAUGAUAACUCCUCAUCUAUUUAACAGUGAAGGAGUUAGAAAUUUCGUUAAGCGUAUAUGUUCAAGAUUUGAUAUAAAUGUAUGAGAAAGAAUUUUCGACCUA